UUUUUUUUUUUUAAAGAAGGAAAAUAGCGUACUGAGGUUAUACAGUAUUAUUGGUUGUAAUUCCACGGUUUCACCAGCAGAGGGCACUGCCUCAGUACCCCUGCCUGCCGCCAGGGGCGCCGCCUCCCCUGCGCUUCCGGCGGCCCGCCGCUGGGGGGCGCUGCCUCCCCGGCUCCUCUUGGGGGUCUGAUGACAGGAUGGCGGAGGCCGGGGAACCGGAGUCCAUCGCGGCCCGGUGCCCGGACGAGUCGUCGGAUAGCGAGCCGGAGCAGGAGCCCGGAUCUCCGCAGAAACUCAUCCGGAAAGUGUCGACGUCCGGUCAGAUCCGCAGCAAGACGGUGCUGAGGGAGGGCACGCUGCUGAAGCAAACCAGCUCCUUCCAGCGCUGGAAGAGACGCUACUUCAAGCUGAGAGGGAGGACGCUGUACUACGCCCAGACCGGCAAGUCCAUCAUCUUCGACGAGGUGGACCUGACGGACGCCAGCGUGGCCGAGUCCAGCACCAAGAACGUCAACAACAGCUUCACCGUGAUCACGCCCUGCAGGCGCCUCAUUCUCUGUGCAGACAACAGGAAGGAGAUGGAGGAGUGGAUGGCGGCGCUGCGCAGUGCUCAGAACAGACAGAACUAUGAGUCCACCCAGUACAGCAUGGACCACUUCAGCGGGAUGCACAACUGGUACGCCUGCUCCCACGCCAGACCCACGUACUGCAACGUGUGCAGGGAGGCGCUGUCCGGAGUCACGUCUCACGGGCUGUCCUGUGAAGUGUGUAAAUUUAAAGCUCAUAAGCGGUGUGCAGUCCGAGCCACCAACAACUGUAAGUGGACGACUCUAGCUUCUAUCGGGAAGGACAUCAUCGAGGACGAGGACGGGGUGUCCAUGCCUCACCAGUGGUUGGAGGGGAACCUGCCCGUGUCGGCUAAGUGCAGCGUGUGUGAUAAGACGUGCGGCAGUGUCCUCCGGCUGCAGGACUGGAGGUGUCUCUGGUGCAAAGCCAUGGUGCACUCAGCCUGUAAGGAGCAGCUGCCGUCCAAGUGUCCUCUGGGUCAGUGCAAAGUGUCCGUCAUUCCUCCCACGGCGCUCAACAGCAUCGACUCUGACGGUUUCUGGAAGGCGUCCUGUCCUCCGUCCUGCACCAGUCCUCUGCUGGUUUUUGUCAACUCUAAAAGCGGAGACAAUCAGGGCGUGAAGUUCCUGCGGCGCUUCAAACAGCUGCUGAACCCUGCGCAGGUGUUUGACCUGAUGAACGGAGGCCCUCACCUGGGCCUGCGCCUGUUCCAGAGGUUCGACACCUUCAGGAUCCUGGUCUGUGGAGGAGACGGCAGCGUGGGCUGGGUCCUGUCUGAGAUCGAUGCCCUCAUGCUGCAUAAACAGUGCCAGCUGGGGGUUCUUCCUCUGGGGACCGGCAACGAUCUGGCUCGAGUCCUGGGCUGGGGCUCAGCCUGUGAUGACGACACUCAGCUGCCUCAGAUUCUGGAGAAACUGGAGAGAGCCAGCACCAARAUGUUGGACAGGUGGAGCAUCAUGGUCUAUGAGACAAAGUUACCACGGCAACACUCGACCUCCACAGUUACCGAGGACUGCAGUGAGGAUUCUGAGGUCCAGCAGAUCCUCACCUAYGAGGACUCAGUGGCUGCUCACCUGACCAAGAUCCUGACCUCAGACCAGCACUCUGUGGUCAUCUCCUCUGCCAAGGUUCUGUGUGAGACCGUGAAGGACUUUGUGGCUCGAGUUGGGAAAGCUUACGAGAAGAACACGGAGAGUUCAGAGGAGUCUGAGGCCAUGGCCAAGAAGUGCGGCGUUCUGAAGGAAAAACUAGACUCUCUCCUGAAGACUCUUGAUGAGGAGUCCCAGGCUUCAUCAGUCCCGCCCCCAGCUCCUCCUCCCACCAUUGCUGAGGAGCAGGAGGAGUUGGAGGUGGUCAGUCUACCUACUCCUCUCUGUCCUCUCCCUCCCCCCCACGUCUCGCCUACCUCGCCUCCUGUUUCUCCGAGGACCACAGCGCCCAUCUUUAAACCUCGGGAGCAGCUGAUGCUGAGAGCCAACAGUCUGAAGAAGGCCAUCCGACAGAUCAUUGAGCACACGGAGAAAGGUGGGUCACCUGUGUGUCCAGGUGUGACUGCUCUGUGUCCAGGUCAUGGCGUCUGUCCUCCUGUCCAUCAGACCUUCACGGCGCCGUCGUUUGACGAUAAGGUCCUGGAGGUGGUAGCGGUGUUCGGCAGCAUGCAGAUGGCCGUGUCCAGAGUCAUCAACCUGCAACACCACCGCAUUGCCCAGUGUCGGACCGUAAAGAUCACCAUCCUGGGGGACGAAGGUGUCCCGGUCCAGGUGGAUGGGGAGGCCUGGAUCCAGCCUCCUGGUUACAUCAAGAUUAUCCACAAGAACCGGACCCAGACCCUGACCAGAGACCGGGCCUUUGAGAACACCCUGAAGUCCUGGGAAGACAAACAGAAGUGUGAGUUCCCUCGGUCUCAGCCCACCCAGUCCCCCCAAUCCUCUCAACCCGAGACCGUCUCUGAGGACGAGGCGUCUCUGGUCAGCGAGUUCGGUCAGGCAGCCGGAUCCCUGAUCCACAGUAUCCGGGACGUGGCCCAGUCCCACCACAGCAUGGAACAGGAACUGGCUCACGCCGUCAACGCCAGCUCCAAGGCCAUGGACGUGGUCUACGCCAAGAGUCCCGGGGCUCUCAGCUGCAGCUCGGUGCUUCAGAUGGUGGUCAACGUCAAAGCUCUGCUCAGCGAGACGGAGCUGCUCCUGGCCGGGAAGAUGUCCAUGCAGCUGGACCCUCCUCAGCAGGACCAGCUGAACUCAGCUCUGGCUUCUGUGGCUCAGCAGCUGCGUCGGCUGGCCGACGUCCCCUGGUUGUGUCCCGUCAUCGAGCCCCUGGACCCCGAGGGACCGUUGAUGGACUUCUCGAAGCGCAGUCGCAGCGGUAAGUUUCGUCUCGUCCCAAAGUUCAAGAAGGACAAAAACAACAAGAACAAAGAGACGUGUGCCACCCUGUUCCUGCCAGUUCACCAGUGGGGGACUGAAGAGGUUGGGGCUUGGCUGGACAGUCUCUGUCUCUCUGAGUAUAAGGACAUCUUCAUGAGACACGAUGUCCGUGGAGCUGAGCUCAUCCACCUGGAGAGGCGGGACCUGAAGGACCUUGGGGUGACGAAGGUGGGUCACAUGAAGAGGAUCCUGCAGGGCAUCAGGGAGCUGACCAGAACCAGCUGCACCAGCGAGGCCUGACUGAAACCAGCAACGGCUGCCUGCUCUCCUCCUACUUCUGCUGCUACUCGCCACCUCGUCCAGCUGACCUUUGACCUCCUGAACAGAGCCCUGUACUGGACCAGAACCAGGACCAGUUCUCCAGAACCUGGUUCCCAACUGGAGCCAGAACCAGUUAGAUGAUCCGUCAGUGCCUUCACAUCUGACCCAGCAUCCGAGGACCAGAGGAACCUUCAGAUUUGGAUCCAGAGUCCCAGCACCAGACCACAGACCGGAUCUGUUCUUUUAGUUUUAGACUUUUUCUUGAUUUGUUUUUUUAAUCGGCUCAGAUGAAGAUCAGUUGAUCCAUCAGAACCAGGUGGUCCAGGGACUGGAUCAGUGGACCUGCUUCAGGAAGCAGAAUCAGGACUUAAGUGGUCCUUCGUUACCCAGAGACCCAACUGACCCAUCAGAGCCUCUUUCGGUCUUUCCUGUUGGACCAGGACCCAGCAGAACCCUUUAAACAACAGCUCAGAGGAAUUUAGACUUUAAACUUCCCUCACCUGCCUGACACAAGUCAGGUGUCCCAAAACAGGAAGCAGUGUAAAACAGGAAGUGAUGGUAAACAGGAAGUGAUGGUAAACAGGAAGUGAUGUAAAACAGGAAGUGRUGUAAAACAGGRAGYGRUGUAAAACAGGAAGUGAUGUAUCUGAUGGUCAGAUCAUCUGACUAAAACUGCUUCAAGUUAAAGCAAACAGUUGAACAGACCCAGUCCUGACCUGUUGGGUUUGAACACUCGUCAGCUGUCAGGACAGCUGAUGGAACCAGAACCAGCCCAGAUCCCAGACCUGGUCUGUUGAAGCACUGACUGUGAUGUCGGAGUGUCCCUGAACGCACCAGCAGCACUGAUGACCAAUCAGCAUCACUGACAGGAGAUUUAAAUGUUUACUCAAACAUGUUGCCUUAAAGAUGGGUCAGCACCAGACCCACAACCUUCAGCUGUUCCUGGAUCAGUUCUGUGUGGUCCAGCAGGGACUUCCUGUUGAGAGCAGGGACUUCCUGUCAUUGAUCAGGGACUUCCUGUUGAGAGCAGGUACUUCCUGUCAUUGAUCAGGGACUUCCUGUUGAGAGCAGGGACUUCCUGUCAUUGAUCAGGGACUU
Molecule: messenger RNA, 4352 nt
Organism: Austrofundulus limnaeus
Lineage: Eukaryota; Metazoa; Chordata; Actinopteri; Cyprinodontiformes; Rivulidae
Gene: dgkd
Product: diacylglycerol kinase delta
Exons: 25
Coding region: 198-3233 (1011 amino acids)
Biological process (GO): phospholipase C-activating G protein-coupled receptor signaling pathway
Cellular component (GO): plasma membrane
Molecular function (GO): protein homodimerization activity; ATP-dependent diacylglycerol kinase activity; protein heterodimerization activity
Source: RefSeq, a predicted model, not a curated record